UGACGUACUUCCUGUUUCGCUGUAGUGACACGUGCAGACUCCGUGUCUUCAAGCUAACAGGGAGGAAAAACAUUCAACGUCAGUUUUCAGACACCCUGGUCUGAUUUUGGGUUGUUUUUUGUUUGUGGGAAGUCUUGCUAAAUAAGUGUUCAACAUGGUGAAGCCACGGUUCAAGGGGAAAAGCUCGAUAAACCCCUCGACGUCCAGCUCCAACCCCGAUCGACCCAAAGGAGCUGGUGGGAACAACAUGAGGGACCGAGCCACUAUCAACCGUCUGAAUAUGUAUCGACAAAAGCAAAGAUGUAAUAAGCAUGGAAAAGUCAUCAAACCUUUACAGUACCAGUCGUCAGUAGCUUCCGGAACAGUAGCGAGAGUUGAACCUAAUAUCAAAUGGUUUGCAAACACCCGGGUGAUCAAGCAGUCAUCUCUUCAGAAGUUUCAAGAAGAGAUGGAUGCAGUACAGAAAGAUCCAUAUCGUGUCGUAAUGAAACAAAGUAAACUUCCUAUGUCUCUGUUACACGACAGAGUCAAAGCUCAUAACUCCAAGGUGCACAUUUUAGACACAGAGGCUUUUGAGAACACAUUUGGACCCAAGGCUCAGAGGAAGAGGCCCAGUCUCAUGGUUGAAGGUGUGAAGGAUCUUGUGGAACGAGCAGAGGCGUCAACGCUGAGCUACAACGCAGACAAAGACAAAGACCUGGUAACGGAAGACACAGGGGUCCGCGAAGAAGCACGUGAGGAGAUUUUUAAAAAAGGACAGUCCAAAAGGAUCUGGGGAGAACUUUACAAGGUGAUUGACUCAUCUGAUGUCGUCAUCCAAGUGCUGGAUGCCCGUGAUCCCAUGGGAACACGAUCCAAGAACAUCGAGACAUAUAUCAAGAAAGAGAAAGCCUGGAAACAUCUGAUUUUUGUGUUGAACAAGUGUGACCUCAUCCCCACCUGGGUCACGAAACGCUGGGUAGCUGUUUUGUCCCAGGAGUACCCGACUCUGGCUUUCCACGCCAGCUUGACCAACUCUUUUGGUAAAGGCUCUCUCAUCCAGCUCCUCAGGCAGUUUGGGAAGCUUCACACAGACAAGAAACAGAUAAGCGUGGGCUUCAUUGGCUACCCAAAUGUAGGAAAGAGCUCAGUCAUCAACACUCUUCGGUCUAAGAAGGUCUGCAACGUGGCUCCCAUCGCAGGAGAAACUAAGGUGUGGCAGUACAUCACUCUGAUGAGGCGUAUCUUUCUCAUUGACUGCCCCGGUGUCGUUUACCCGUCAGAGGACAGUGAAUCUGAUAUUGUCUUGAAAGGAGUGGUUCAAGUAGAGAAGAUCAAGAAUCCAGAAGAGCACAUCGGUGCCGUACUGGAGCGAGCCAAGCCCGAGUACAUUCAGAAGACUUACCGUGUCCCUACAUGGACGUCUCCUGAAGACUUUCUGGAAAAGCUGGCGUUUCGUUCUGGAAAACUUCUGAAGGGGGGUGAGCCCAAUAUCAGCACAGUCGCCAAAAUGGUGCUGAAUGACUGGCAGAGGGGACGCAUCCCCUUCUUUGUGAAACCUCCUGGACCUGAGGGAGAUCAAGACGAUGAAAACACGUUUGCAGCUGAAGGACCACCAGCUCUAAUGGAGAAUGUGCCGGAGGAGCAGCCGGACAAUCCUGACACCGUCUCAGGGGAGCAGGAGGAACAGCUACAGAGACAGAAGGAUCAGGUCCAGAAGAUCCUCUCUAACGUCCGGCAAAACUUUGGAAAAAUCAACGUGGCGCCAGAGUUCAACGAGGAGGACUUGAUUCCAGUGGAGAUGCCAGACCUGGACUUGUCUGACAAUGAUGAAGACGGUGAGGAAGAUGGCGGUGCGGAGGAGGAUGAGGCUAAUGUUGAGCCAUCAAAAGAAGAGACUGAGGUCUCGGAGGCUACAGCAUCUCAAACUUCAAAAUCAAACAGCAAAAAGAGUUCACGGGAGGUUAUUCGUGAGCUCGACGAGAAAAUUACCAAGUACAAGCAGUUUCUGGAUCGAGCCAAAUCCAAGCACUUCUCUGCAAUCAGGAUACCAAAGGCACUCUCUGACAAACUGUUCACAGACAUGAAGACUAAACAAGCAGCAGCCAAACAAGCCCAGAAGAGAGGAAACCAGUCGACGGCUGCAAACCAGAAGAGCAAGAAGAGGAAAACCGAGGAUGACGAGGAGGCGACAAAGACGCGCAAACUUACGUCCAAACAGAAAAGAGCAUUGGACCGUGCUAAGAAGGUGAAGAAAGUCGGGGUGCGUUAUUAUGAAACGCACAACGUGAAGAACAAGAACAAGAACAGAAAGCUCCCAACAGAGGGUCAAACGGCUAAAAGAUCAAAGCAGUAGCCUGAUAAAAACGCCUCAGUGUCUGUAUUUAAAUGAGACAAGUACAUUUUAUUGAAAUGACAAAUUAACAGAAACUAAUAAAGCUGAAUGUUGAAUAGUGUUUGUCAGACGGUCGUGCAGCCACAAGAAAAUUCAACAUUGCCUUGUCAGCUUUUUUCUCCUUUUUACUGAGAACUGUCAGAAUCAAUCGUUCACAAGUGCACUGCUUUUAUCGAUAAAGAGAAAUGUGCAGUUUGUUGAUGGUUUGAAGUACACACAAUAAAAAAAAAACAUUCAGACUAAUGUAUCAAACAGAUGUAAGAGCAGUUAUAAAUUUUAUAAAAUCCUGUGUAAAACAGA
Nematolebias whitei (Rio pearlfish) is the source of this 2674-nucleotide messenger RNA. RefSeq names its product guanine nucleotide binding protein-like 2 (nucleolar) (gene gnl2). Gene Ontology annotation, molecular function: GTP binding. The coding region runs from base 155 to 2335 and encodes 726 amino acids. Lineage: Eukaryota; Metazoa; Chordata; Actinopteri; Cyprinodontiformes; Rivulidae. Gene Ontology annotation, cellular component: nucleolus. The record is from RefSeq and is a predicted model, not a curated record. The transcript is spliced from 16 exons.